Messenger RNA from Exophiala aquamarina CBS 119918, 498 nucleotides. RefSeq lists its product as uncharacterized. The record is from RefSeq and is a predicted model, not a curated record. The transcript has a single exon. Lineage: Eukaryota; Fungi; Ascomycota; Eurotiomycetes; Chaetothyriales; Herpotrichiellaceae. The coding region runs from base 1 to 498 and encodes 165 amino acids.
AUGGCGGGAAAGAAGGACAAGCCCCCCAGACCCGAGCCCAAGGCAGAAACAAGAACGUCUUUCAUGUUUCCACGGCUCCAUAAGGACGUUGCCAAAGAAGUCUCCAAUAACUUGAAAUCCACAUGGUUCAAUAGAAACGACAGCGACAGCGAUGUCAUCAACGAAUGGCAAACCAACGUCAUGGGCAGGUUCCGGUGCACGAACGAAGCCUGUGAUAGCAAGGGCUGGAGCAGCAAGAAGGUUGCCAUCUUAAUAAGAGGCUAUGCGACGAAUGGAUACAAUGCGGCCGUGUUCAACCAGCGUUGCAGAGAAUGUGAUCAACUCGGUACUUUCACUUUGGAUAAGCAAUCAUAUAUCGAUCGAGUCGCAUAUCGAAUCCAGAAGUGGGCUGGCGUGGAAUUGGAGCGACAACAGUACACCCCGAAGAGGGGCCUGCCGCAUGAGACAGAGUUCUGCGAAGGUUGCAAGAAGGGUGUUUGUCGACAGGCGGGCAUCUAA